UAUAAUACAUUUGUAAUGAUGAACUAUCAAUAUUGAAUGGUAAUUAUCUGUCUGAUAAAGAGGAUUUUAGAUAAGUAAUCAGUGGAUAUUUUUAUUUUGGCCAAUGGUUCAAACACGUUUUAGGCGUUGUGAAACAUGGACUACAAAGCCGGACUUCUGGUGUUCACCACCUUUCUGAUUGGAAGCUUUGCCUUUCCAACACCUGAAAAUGUUCUCUACGAAGAUGACGUUUCCAUCUUCUUUGACCAAACCGACGUCAACGCGCGUAUCGUCGGUGGUACUCCUGCAGCGGUUGGUGGUCACCCUCACAUGGUGGCAAUGACCUCUGGAGCGAUCGUAAGAAGUUUCCACUGUGGAGCAUCAUUAAUCUCCCAGCGUACUGUCCUCACUGCUGCCCACUGCAUUGAUGCUGUUUUUAGGGAAGGCGCCCUUCUUGACACAUUCCGUCUGAACAUCGGCUCCAAUCUCUGGAACGGUGGAACUGACUACGUUGUGGCUCGCAAUGUCACUCACCCGAACUGGUACAGGCCCACGAUCAAGGAAGACAUCGGUGUUCUCAUCACUGCCAUUGACGUAGCUCUUAGCAACCUGGUGCAACCUGUGCCUCUCACUUAUGAUUUCAUUGGUGGAGGAGUUUCAUCUAUAAUUGCUGGUUGGGGCAGAGUUAGGGCUGGUGGUGCCAUAUCCCGUCAACUGCUGGAGUUGAGAACCAGGACUCUUGACGGUGCUGACUGCAUGAUCCACGUCGCUCGUGCUAGCGUCGUCCUCAAUUCGUUUUCUGCUCCUCACAUUGACUCCCGAUUCGAAAUCUGUGCAUUGCACUCUCCUGGAUUCGGUACUUGCAAUGGUGACUCUGGCAGUGCCCUACGUCGUGCUCGCGAUGGUCAUCAGUUCGGUAUCGUCUCAUGGGGCUUCGCUUGUGCCCUGGGUGCCCCAGACAUGUACGUUAGGGUCAGCACUUACCAGAGCUGGUUGCGAUCCGUCAUCGUUUAGAAAUAAAACUU
Spodoptera exigua (beet armyworm) is the source of this 1004-nucleotide messenger RNA. The record is from the annotation of a GenBank genome assembly. Lineage: Eukaryota; Metazoa; Arthropoda; Insecta; Lepidoptera; Noctuidae.